Ambispora leptoticha is the source of this 705-nucleotide messenger RNA. The record is from the annotation of a GenBank genome assembly. NCBI's taxonomy places the organism in Eukaryota, Fungi, Glomeromycota, Glomeromycetes, Archaeosporales, Ambisporaceae.
AUGGAAAGCACAACAAAUACUUUUAUAGAGGCUGAAUACACGCAGGAUGUCGUAACUCUAUUACAAGAAAUUUUAGAGCUAUACAAAAAUGGAUGCGACCAUUGGGAGCCAGAUUUAAACAUUCUGAACCGAGUCGUCGAAUAUUAUCAAUCAUACAAAAAAAAAAUAAGCAAGCGAGCGAUAUACAAUUUAUUGUCGCAAAUUGUGGCACAAGAUAACAUUCCAGCGCAUAUAAACCUUCAAGCAUUCUUGACUAGAUGGGGUUUCGGCACACAGUCAGACAUAAAGAGAGCAUUUCAAAUGUUUCAUCACUCGGCGGAGUUGGGGGAUCCAAUAGCACAGAGUGAACUCGGAUUUUUUUACAAUAAUGAAUUGGGGACUACAAGAAAUCGAAAAAUGGCAUAUAUAUGGUAUAAACGGUCGGCUGAACAAGGAUAUCCGUUAGGUCAGUCUAAUUUGGCAUAUUGGUAUUUGACUGGUGGAUGUAGGGUGGAUGUGGAAAAGAGCAACGGGAAAAAGGCAUUUUAUUGGUAUUCGAAAGCAUCUGCUGCAGGAUUAGCGUCGGCUGAAGCACGGUUAGGGUUGUUGUUUCAAAAAGGAAUUGGUACAAUGCAAGAUAAACAUGAAGCGCUGCGAUAUUAUCGUAAAGCGAUUAAACAACAAAAUGAAAAUGCGAGAGUUGGACUGGAGUGGAUGAUGUUUUGA